Molecule: messenger RNA, 868 nt
Organism: Oncorhynchus gorbuscha (pink salmon)
Lineage: Eukaryota; Metazoa; Chordata; Actinopteri; Salmoniformes; Salmonidae
Product: HLA class II histocompatibility antigen gamma chain-like
Exons: 8
Coding region: 157-798 (213 amino acids)
Biological process (GO): protein trimerization; antigen processing and presentation; immune response
Cellular component (GO): membrane
Molecular function (GO): macrophage migration inhibitory factor binding; MHC class II protein binding
Source: RefSeq, a predicted model, not a curated record
ACUCUACAAUCUAGUUGAACCUGCCCAUCACUUUAUAGACUCGGGGCUUUCCAAUCCUGGCUCGACUGCCUGUCAUUUCAGACAGACGCUUUCUCCGAAUAUAUCUCUUCCCUUUUUACUGAUUGCAGAAUUUGAGAGAACAUAGAUUUGAAGAGAAUGGAGGAGCAACAGCAGCAGAGACACGACGAUGCGCUCCUGGAGCGCGCAGGGAGCCAGGACGUUAUCCUCCCAAUAACAACCAACACAAGGGCCUCUAACAGCCGUGCUUUUAAGGUAGCAGGGCUCACAGUGCUGGCGUGUCUUCUCCUAGCCGGCCAGGCCCUCACAACCUACCUGGUCUUCAACCAGAGGGGCCAGAUCUAUGACAUGCAGAAGAGCAACGACAACAUGCGCAAGCAGCUGAGAAACAGACCACCGGCUGUGGCCCCUGUCAAGAUGCAGACGCCCAUGCUCAACAUGGCCCUGAUCGACUUCACCGAUGAGGACGUCAAGACUCCCAUGACGAACCUGGAGGCCACUGCAGUUGCAAUUGUGAGCCUGGAGGAGCAAGUGAAGAAUCUGCUGCAGAACCCCCAGCUGCCACAGUUCAACGAGACGUUCCUGGCCAACCUGCAGAGCCUGAAGAAACAGGUGGAGGAGACUGAGUGGGAGGGCUUUGAGACCUGGGCGCGUUAUUGGCUGCUCUUCCAGAUGGCCCAGGAGAAGCCCCCUGUUCUCCCCACACCUCAGCCAGUACCCCAUCAGAGGAGGGCAUCUUACCCCAGGAUGAUGCAGCUGAAGGAGUACAAGAAUGAGUAAACCACAGCUCAACCACAGCACCUGAUGGCCUUCUUCACCAAGUGUCCUCUCCUAUAUCUCACCCCCCCCC